Heteronotia binoei (common prickly gecko) is the source of this 3708-nucleotide messenger RNA. Its product is annotated as acyl-CoA (8-3)-desaturase-like. Gene Ontology annotation, molecular function: oxidoreductase activity, acting on paired donors, with oxidation of a pair of donors resulting in the reduction of molecular oxygen to two molecules of water. The transcript is spliced from 12 exons. The coding region runs from base 98 to 1411 and encodes 437 amino acids. The record is from RefSeq and is a predicted model, not a curated record. NCBI's taxonomy places the organism in Eukaryota, Metazoa, Chordata, Lepidosauria, Squamata, Gekkonidae. Gene Ontology annotation, cellular component: membrane. Gene Ontology annotation, biological process: lipid metabolic process.
CUGCUGCUGCGGCGCCUAGACUGAGCCGGCGGGGGCGAGGGACGGUCAGAAUCUCCGCGGUUGCUCGGAGGUCACUGUAGCUUUGCAACAGCCGGCAAUGGCGGAGGUGGACUCUCCCCCUCCGCGGCUUUUCACCUGGGAGGAGAUCAAGCUUCGUUCGGGCAGGGAGUCGGAGCGGUGGCUGGUGAUUGACAGGAAGGUCUACGACAUCAGCCGGUUCCACAAGAGGCACCCGGGGGGCUCUCGCGUGAUCAGCCACUAUGCCGGGCAGGAUGCCACGGAUCCAUUCACAGCCUUCCAUCUGGACAAGACUGUAGUAAGAAAGUUCAUGAAACCCUUGUUAAUCGGGGAACUUGCAGAGGAUCAGCCCAGCUUUGAGCUCGGCAAAAACAAACUGCUCAUAGAGGAUUUCCGUCAGCUCCGUGCUACUGUUGAGAAGAUGGGACUCUUGAACCCCAACCGCAUGUUUUUCUUCCUAUACCUCAUUCACAUCUUGCUGCUGGAUGUGGCUGCUUGGCUCAAUCUGUGGUACUUUGGGCCAUCCUUGGUGCCUUUUCUCAUCUCUGGAUUGCUGCUUGGCACUGUCCAGGCCCAAGCUGGUUGGCUGCAGCAUGAUUUGGGACACCUUUCAGUCUUCGGCAAGUCCAGAUGGAACCACUGGGUCCACAAAUUUGUGAUUGGACAUCUGAAAGGGGCACCAGCCAGCUGGUGGAAUCAUUGGCAUUUCCAGCACCAUGCUAAGCCUAACUGCUUCCGCAAGGACCCAGACCUCAAUAUGCAUCCUUUGUUUUUUGCAUUGGGAAAGAAACUCUCUGUGGAGCUGGGUAUGAAGAAAAAGAAGUUCAUGCCUUAUAACCACCAGCACAAGUACUUCUUCAUCCUUGGACCACCAGCUCUGGUGCCCUUCUACCUACAGUGGUACAUCUUCUACUUUGUGGUCCAGCGCAGACAAUGGGUGGAUUUGGCCUGGAUGGUGACAUUUUAUAUCCGGUUCUUUCUGACUUACUCAUUCUUACUGGAACUCAAGAGUCUCUUUGCUCUCUUCUUCAUGCUCAGAAUUAUAGAGAGUCACUGGUUUGUCUGGGUGACACAAAUGAACCACAUCCCAAUGAAUAUUGAUUAUGACAAGAACGCAGAAUGGUUCUCAACCCAGCUCCAGGCAACAUGCAACGUACACCAGUCUUUUUUCAAUGACUGGUUCAGCGGACACCUCAAUUUCCAAAUUGAGCACCACCUCUUCCCUACCAUGCCUCGACACAACUUCUGGAAGGUGACUCCCUUGGUGAAGUCCAUGUGUGCAAAAUAUGGCAUCGAGUACCAGUCCAAGCCUCUGCUCACAGCCUUUGCAGACAUUGUAUACUCUCUGAAGGAUUCAGGGGAGCUCUGGCUGGAUGCGUACAUGCAUCAUUAAGAAGGAAGCAACAUCUCAUUGGCGAGGAGCCACCCACUUUUGCCACCUUUAGCAACUGGCAUCUUGAAGGAAACAAGGCCUCACUUAGUUGGGGGUGGGCAGCUGGUAGAGCUGAAUUCAGCUACUGGAUGUGAUGUGUUAUCCCUUGCUCUUUUCUCAUUGCUCCUCUGGACUUCAUGAACUACUGAGAAGUUCCCCAGGGACAUCCGUAGGACCAGGAAAUGAGCUCCCAUCUAUUUGCUGUCAUUUUACAUGCUUCACACGUAGAGAGGAAAUCUUACAAUGAAUCUUUUGGUCUUGUUGUCUAACUUGCCUUGUUCCCUCCCAGAGUAAAAGGAACCAAGGAUGAGGUGAAAGUCUGAGAAGUAAAGGAGGAGGCAGGAAACAACGUGAAGAAUUUGAGAGCUGCAGUAGUUUGAAGACAAGAAACAAGGCACAGCAAGGAUCAGAGGAAAUCAUAGAUGCCCAAUUUCAAAAGAAGGACUGUUGGAAGAGAGCAGCCAAAGUCUGACACAGGGACAAGUGCCCAAGAAACACUGGACAGUUGCUAGACUUCCUUAAUGGCAGAAAUAUAUCAAGGGAGUCUGUAACAUCUUUGGCCAUACUUUCCUCACAAAAACUAAGGAGCUGUCGCUACCCGUGGGCAGUUGCCAAUCCAUAGGACAGGUUUUGAUUCAAGAAUAAUGGAUGUCCGUGGACUCAUUAAUGAUCGUAUGCAGAGGGAGAAAUUGAUGCUUUCUUACUUUAACUGAUAAUAUGCCUUCAGCACUUGAGGAGGACCAAAGUAAACUUUUCUUACCUGGAAUGGUGCUCUUUCUGUAUUACACCUUGCUCAGUUACUAAGGGCUCUUCGUCUGCCACGCAGCCAGUUUGUCUGCACUCUGCAAUGAGAAUACUCACUACCUUCUCUGGGAUGUCUGCUGUGAAAAGGAUGCCCCUUUGUGACGGAAAGGCAUCUUUUGCAUCCAUCACUUUGGAGUAGAGAUUCCCACAGUUGUAGCCAACCUCCGAAUAGUAGAGGGAGGGGAACACCCAGAGUCUCACCAUUAUUUUGACAGAGAAAAGCCACCAUGACCUGUCCCUGUAACUCCUUCAUGGCUUCUUCGUUGACACAAACAACUUCCUGUAUGGCAAAAACGAGACAUGGCCUUGAGGAAGUUCAGUUCUAGAAAAACUUGCUCCUUCAGAAAACAACUAUUGCUCCUUUAUGGUAAUUCUUUUUCUGAUUGUGCAGCUCUUCUUGAGGCGGAGCAUAGGCAGGCCCAUGCAUUGUCCUCUUACUCCUCUCUAAGGCACACUGAUGUGAGGGCUUGGAGCCAAACGUGCUUUGCAUUGCCCAAAGGAGAGACUUGGAUCCAAACGUGCUUUGCAUUGCCCAAAGGAGAGACUACAUGGAGGCAAAAUGGUAUCCAGAACCCUGGAUUGCUUUCCAGACUUACCCAGUGCCAUUCAGAUUAACCCGUGGGAAUUUGUACAACUUUUUUUGCACAGUUCUGGUUGCAGGGACCAAGCUUAGAGGCAGAGUAAAAACCCUUACCAUAAUGUAUGGAACUGCUGUUAUCAAUCCCAACAACUGGUCAUUUCUGAUUUGGGAGGCCCACCCACAUAAUGUUUGAAGACCUCUGCCAGACCAGAGGUGAAGGUACGACUGGACUUUCUAGAAAGUGUUACCAUUCCAGCCCACAGAAAGCAGCCAUCCAAAGAAAGCCGUUCUGUUGCGCAUCUCAUUCUCUUGUAAGAUGUGCCUGGAAGUCAUGGUUUGAAAGGAAGGAAGCUACUCAGUGAAUUGCCUUCAGAGCCUUAUGCCACUUGUUGGCAAAUAUAACAUAGCUGCCAAAUUAGGUGAAUGGUGAGCGGGGAACAGCCCCUCGCACAACAUAGCUUAAAACGAAGUCCCUGAGCUCUGAAAUGCCUUUGAGCCUCCGUUCUUUCCUUUUGUCAAGUCCAACCACUUCCCUUCAUUAUCUGCCUCUCUUUCAGAGAGAAAGAAGCAUGUGAUGUAAGAUGGUUCCUGUUCCUUGGAUAACCCUCACAUCUGUUGAAGCUAGUCAGCUUGGUGUGGUUAAUUUCCAAAUGAGAGGGGAUGAUUUGCCAUUUGGAGGGAUCCAGCCUGAGAUUCCCUUGCCCAUAGCAUCAUUAUACUAAAGGGGGUGGGGAACUGGGAGAGAGAGGAAUUAUUGUCUCCCCUGUGGAUAAAAACAAUGGAUAGUUGUGUUGUGUGUGCAUUUUCAAUGGGGAAAAACAAAACAGUUAAAUCAUAAUCUAAAUCUUGAAUAACAAAGAGUAGUUUCAGCAAA